CCAACACACGUCCAUCAAUCCACCUGCGGUGAGAGAGAACAUGACGGUCCCGCCUGUGAGCUCUCUGAUCACGGCGCUGAAGCCUCUGUUCGGCAGCCUGUUGUCCAGGGCACGUGGAUCAGCUUUAUGUCAUCGGAGGCACAACUCCACAUACGCUGCACGUCCGAUGAUUCCUCCACCUGCACAAUAUGGAGGGAGGCACACGGUGACACUGAUUCCUGGAGAUGGCAUCGGACCAGAGUUGGCUACCCAUGUUCAGGAGCUUUUUCGCUUCUGUUGUGUUCCGGUGGACUUUGAAGUCGUCCAUGUGGACUCGUCUAUGGCUUCGGAGGAUGACAUCAAUAACGCCAUAAUGGCAAUCAGGCGCAAUGGAGUGGCACUUAAGGGUAAUCUUGAGACCAACCACAACUUACCACCCUCCCACAUAUCCAGAAACAACCUGCUGCGAACCACUUUGGAUCUAUACGCCAACGUGAUGCACUGUCGGUCUCUGCCGGGUGUGCCAACAAGACAUCACAACAUUGACAUCCUGAUCAUCAGGGAGAACACAGAAGGAGAGUAUAGCAGCCUGGAGCACGAGAAUGUCCCAGGAGUGGUAGAAUGCCUGAAGAUCAUCACAAGGAGCAAAUCUUUACGCAUUGCUGACUAUGCCUUCAAAAUGGCUCGUGAGAAAGGACGUGGACAAGUGACAGCCGUGCACAAAGCAAACAUCAUGAAGUUGGGGGAUGGCCUCUUCUUAGAGUGCUGUCAGGAGGUGGCCAGCAGAUACCCUGAAAUAGCAUUUGAUAGCAUGAUUGUUGACAACACCACCAUGCAGCUUGUUUCCAGGCCGCAGCAGUUUGAUGUAAUGCUCAUGCCCAACCUGUACGGCAAUGUGGUGAGCAACGUUUGUGCCGGACUGGUUGGUGGACCAGGUCUUGUGCCUGGAGCCAACUACGGCGAGGACUAUGCUGUGUUUGAAAUGGGAACCAGGAACACUGGGAAAAGCAUUGCCAACCGCAACACAGCAAAUCCGACCGCCAUGCUGCUGGCCUCCUGCCUGCUGCUAGAUCACCUGAAGCUCCAUGCGUACGCCAGCAUGAUCCGCAGAGCCAUCCUCUCCACCGUGACCGAGACUCGGCUGCACACAGAAGACCUGGGGGGCCAAGGCUCCACCUCUGAAGUGGUCCAGUCCAUCAUGAAAACCAUUCAGAGCAAUGGACCGCUCACAGUGAGCAAAUAAAACACACCCAAAAGAUUAGAUAUGUGAAAAAAAUGCUGUACGUAAACUUCCUCAAUGCUUUUGUGUGUAUUAACCAAGAUUUCCAUCAACCUGUAACUUACCUGCUGUUAAACAAUUUCAGUUGAAAAUAAAUAUUUUAA
Nerophis lumbriciformis (worm pipefish) is the source of this 1362-nucleotide messenger RNA. Its product is annotated as isocitrate dehydrogenase [NAD] subunit gamma, mitochondrial-like. NCBI's taxonomy places the organism in Eukaryota, Metazoa, Chordata, Actinopteri, Syngnathiformes, Syngnathidae. Gene Ontology annotation, cellular component: mitochondrion. Gene Ontology annotation, molecular function: NAD binding; magnesium ion binding; oxidoreductase activity, acting on the CH-OH group of donors, NAD or NADP as acceptor. Gene Ontology annotation, biological process: isocitrate metabolic process; tricarboxylic acid cycle. The record is from RefSeq and is a predicted model, not a curated record.